Molecule: messenger RNA, 2086 nt
Organism: Exophiala xenobiotica
Lineage: Eukaryota; Fungi; Ascomycota; Eurotiomycetes; Chaetothyriales; Herpotrichiellaceae
Product: alpha,alpha-trehalose-phosphate synthase (UDP-forming)
Exons: 4
Coding region: 1-1599 (532 amino acids)
Biological process (GO): trehalose biosynthetic process
Cellular component (GO): cytosol
Molecular function (GO): alpha,alpha-trehalose-phosphate synthase (UDP-forming) activity
Source: RefSeq, a predicted model, not a curated record
AUGGACACACCGCCAGCCACACCAGAGUCAGUCACACCACCGGCUCUUCCAUGCGGCCAACGUCUUAUUGUCGUUUCCAACCGGCUUCCAGUCACUCUCAAGCAGAACUGUGAAGGAAUAUAUGACUUCAAAGAAUCUUCAGGUGGGCUUGCUUCAGGGAUGAGUGGCGUCAAGCGCCAUGUUGAGAUGCUGUGGUACGGCUGGCCUGGGAUGGAGCUUCCCCAGUGCGAGGAAGGAGACGUUGCUCGAACCCUCAGAGAAAAACACAGUGCAGUGCCUGUGCCUGUGGCUGAUGACAUCGCCGAGCUAUACUACAACGGGUUUUCAAAUUCUACCUUGUGGCCGUUAUUACACUAUCAACCAAACGCCGUCCGGUUCCAUCGGAACGAGUGGCAGGCUUAUCGCAAAGUCAAUCGGUGCUUUGCCGAUAAGCUAGUCGAAGACGUCGACGAUGGAGAUAUUGUCUGGGUCCACGACUACCAUCUCAUGCUCUUGCCGACAAUGCUCUCCGACGCAGCACACAAGAAGGGUAAGCACGUCAUCAUUGGCUUCUUCUUGCAUACACCCUUUCCAACGGGCGACAUGUUCAAGGUCCUGCCUCAUUGGGAGGAACUCAUCGAAGGACUUCUGCGGUGUAGCCUGAUCGGCUUCCACACUCAGACAUAUGCGCAAAAUUUCAAAAGGAUGUGCGGCGACUAUCUUGGCUUUAAGCAGUUCCCGGCAGGGAUUGAGAGAAGCGGCAACUUCAUCAGAUUAGGCGUCUAUCCAAUCGGCAUUGACGUUCCGAAAUUUGUCAACCAUAUGCAGAAACCCGAAAUGGAAGAUCGAAUCCAACACUUCCGAAGCCAGUACAAAGCCUCGAAACUCAUCAUUGGCGUGGAUCGCCUUGAUUACAUCAAAGGUAUCCCGCAGAAACUGAACGCCAUGGAGCUUUUCCUUGACAGACACCCGGAAUCAGUGGGCAAAGUAACAAUGAUUCAAGUUGCGGUCCCCAGCCGAGAAAAUGUCAAAGAUUACAAGGAUCUAGCAGACGAGCUCCAUCGGCAAGUUGAUCGCCUGAACAGCAAAUAUGGCUCUGACGACUAUGUGCCCAUUCACUUUCUUCACCAGUGCGUUCCGUUCGACGAGCUAAUGACCAUGUACGCCGCUUCCGACAUCUGCUUCGUUUCUUCGAUACGAGACGGCAUGAAUUUGGUGUCUUACGAGUACGUGGCGACUCAGAGGGCACGACGGGGUGUGCUGUUACUGUCGGAGUUUGCUGGUGCUGCUGAAGUCUUGAAAAGUAGCGUCCUAUUCAAUCCCUGGGACAUAGGUGGCACCGCCGAAGCACUCCACAGUGCGUUGACCAUGGGACCUCACGAUCGAGCUGUCAAGCACCGGGAAUCCGAAAAAUAUGUGAUGGAGAAUUCCAGUGCUGCAUGGGGCAAAUCCUUUGUUUCAGAUCUGCAGAAGGCGAGCGCCAGCUACCUCUCAUCCAUCUCCGACUCCCGGGAGGUUGCUUGCCACGGUUCGAAGAUGCCCUGGAAAGCCAACCCAUCUCCCGACUGUGGCCCAAUCUGGCGGAGGGGCAGCAUCCUUUUACGACGCGAGACGAGCUAGAGCCCGAGCAGGAUGCCAGUUCACGAUACUCGAUGAUGAACUGCUCUCACAUGUCACGGGGUAAAAGGACCAGUGGACGUUUGACAUUCUUCAAUCUGUGGCCAGGAUGGAAGGAUUCGCGGAAGUAUAGCCGUAACACGAGCAGGUGCCGAUACGGGUCAGGAUUUUGACAUAAUAAUGGGAGGUGGAUGAAGAAAGGUCUGGCGUAUUAGACAAAACGAACAAGGGUUCUUGCUCGCAUGGCGCCAAGGUGUCAGGGGAUUGGAACAUGCCUGCAGCGUUAUCUAGAAUUGGAGGUCUCGGACAAUUUUCUGAUGGUAUGGGGUGUCUGAGCCCGUUGAUAGGCUAUGGCUCACUGCAGGGCACCGGCUGCAAAUGGCCUGAAUGGGCGUGGCGUUGGUGGACAACUUGGUAAGUCUGUUUCACUCCCGAACGUCCAACUUCGAAGGUUCCUUUAAGUCGAACAAACCGAUUCCAGUUUCUUUUG